UUAUGGCUGACAAACCAUUUUUGGCAUAUAGUUCCUAGUAACAGUGUGUCCUUGACGGGCUCAAACUGCUGCACAAUUUUUCUCCUGCUUGACUCCCCAGCCUGGGUCCUGCUCCCCACUUCGCUUCUCUCUGCUAUUUUAUGUUUGGAUAGACAGCAACAUGGCCUUCCUGCUGAAGGGAAUGGUUAGCAAUCAACUGAAAAGUUUUGGACUGGGGGAUGCUGGUGAAGAGAAGAAAGAAGGGGCUGAUGCUUCUGACCCGGCAGCAGCGGCAGGAAUGACCCGCGAGGAGUAUGAGGAGUAUCAGAGGCAGUUAUUAGAGGAGAAGAUGGAAAGAGAUGCCACGUUUGUCCAGAAGAAAGCAGAAAGGGCCACACUGCGUGUACAUCUGAGAGAGAAGUACAGACUGCCACAAAGUGAAAAAGAUGACAACCAGAUACAGAUGGCUGGAGAUGACGUGGACCUACCUGAGGAUCUGCAGAAGAUGAUGGCUGAUGAUCAAGUUGAAGAAGAAGAGAAGAAUUCCUUCUUAGGCAACAUCCAAAACAUCCAGAAUAUGGACAUGGACACCUUAAAAGAAAAAGCCACGGCCACAUUCACUGAGAUCAAACAAGCGGCGGAGGAAAAGUGUCUGCUGAUGUAGACUGGAAUCAAUCAGGAAUCAAAUAUGUUUUGAUAUCUUUUUUUAUUUUAUAAGAGCCACUGAAUGGAGAAGCUUGUCAUCACCGUAUGAUCACACUUUGAAGGUGACUUCCAAUUUACGUUGCAUUUUAAGGAUGAUGCUAUUGCAACUCAGGGGAAAGAAACUCUUAAAAGUGCUGAUAUAAAGUCUGGUUAUUUGAUGUUAUUUGGAAGAAGGGAGUAAUGUGUUCUCUUCACUAUUAUAGUGCUAAUUAAUUGUAUAAUAUUUUAUGAAUCAGAUUUGUCUAGAUACCAGUGUCAAUAUUCAAAAGGCUAAUCUGAGCUAUUUUCCGGUAUGUAGAGUUAGCCAAAGGCUGGCAAAAGUCUCUCCAAGAACAAUGGCCAGGAUGAUAUUUGGCCCAAGAAUACAAAUAUUUCCAUCAAGUGUGAGUUGUCUUCUCCUUGCCCCAGCACCAUUAUAGGCCCAUGGUGUCAGAGGUGGGACACUGGUCAGUUUGUUGUCACUUUACAUUGGGGAGUACAAAAGAGGAUCUUAUUGGCCAGAGAAUAUGAACAUACCCGAAGGGGUGAUAUCUGCCAACUGCUGACUGCUCAGGUAACUAUGGAAAAUAAUAAACUUAACACUUCAGUGUGUCUAUCAGUACAAGUCAUUAGAUGCUGAGUGCCUAUGUCAUUAAAGGGAAUCUGUCCUGCAAAAUGUAAGAAGCCUCAAAUGCAUUUCUCUAACUUCCGUGCUGCAUAUAAAAUGUUCUAGGGCAAUGAAGCUGAAGUUUUCCUGUGUUCCUGUUUGGCAUGUAAUGCAUUCCAUUUAAAUAAAGCCUAUAGCAGCUACUAAUGGAAGUCAAGAAAAUCCUGCCUUGUAUCUUCUACAUGUCUUCUAAACUGUUGCACAGUGGUGCAUCUUUUGCUUUGUGGGGAAAUUACUAAUAAAAUUGUAAGCUCUCUUCUAAAUAAAAGGACGACAACAUUCAAGUUGA
Messenger RNA from Rana temporaria (common frog), 1619 nucleotides. It is a transcript of the gene CPLX4, whose product is annotated as complexin 4. The record is from RefSeq and is a predicted model, not a curated record. Gene Ontology annotation, biological process: neurotransmitter transport; regulation of neurotransmitter secretion; synaptic vesicle exocytosis. Gene Ontology annotation, cellular component: terminal bouton; SNARE complex. Gene Ontology annotation, molecular function: syntaxin binding. Bases 161 to 643 code for a protein of 160 amino acids. The transcript has 3 exons. Lineage: Eukaryota; Metazoa; Chordata; Amphibia; Anura; Ranidae.